AAGCUUGUUUCAUUUAACAACAGUGCUGGGGACAAGAUUUCUUUUAACAAGAAUGGAGAGUUAGUCACUGGGUUUGAUGUGAUCAAUUGGAUUGUGUCCUCAAACCAAUCUUUUCGAAAGGUGAAAGUUGGGAGGAUGAAUGCCGAGGCUGCUCCAGGCCAAGCAUUCACCAUCAGUCCAGAUGCCAUAACAUGGAAUGGCUGGUUCAAUCAGGCACAGCCGCUAUCUCUGUGUACUGAGAGCUGCAAUCCUGGUUCGAGGAAGAAGGUCAAGGAAGGAGAGCCAUUUUGCUGCUAUGAUUGCAUCCCAUGUCCCAAAGGGAAGGUUUCAGGUGAGAAGGAUAUGCAUUACUGUCAUUCAUGUGAAGAUGGAAAGUACCCAAGCAAUCUCCAGAAUUACUGUAUUCCCAAGUCUGUAAACUUCUUCUCUUAUGAAGAACCUCUCGGCAUCACUUUGACCAGUUUUGCUCUUCUCUUCUGCUUGAUCACAGCUCUGGUGCUCGGAAUAUUUCUGAAGCAUCAUGAGACACCCAUCGUCAAGGCCAACAACCGGCACCUCACCUACUUUCUCCUCACCUCCCUGAUGCUCUGCUUCCUCUGUGCACUGCUCUUCAUCGGGCAGCCACACAGGGUGACAUGCCUCCUCCGACAAGCUGCUUUUGGCAUCAUCUUCUCCGUGGCUGUUUCCUGCAUGCUGACCAAGACGGUCAUGGUGAUCUUGGCUUUCAGAGCCACCAAACCCGGAAGCAAGAUGAGGAAGUGGAUGGGGAAGGGACUGGCCAACACACUCCUUCUUUCCUGCUGCCUCAUUCAGGCUGGGAUCUGUAUUACCUGGCUGGCAACUGCUUCUCCUUUUCCAGAUAUUGACAUGCAUUCAGUGGCUGAGGAAAUCAUUCUGGAGUGUAACGAGGGAUCAGUAACGAUGUUUUCCUGUGUCCUGGGCUACGUGGGCUUCCUGGCUAGUGUCAGCUUUGUGGUGGCUUUUCUUGCCCGGAAGCUCCCGGACAGUUUCAAUGAGGCCAAGUUCAUCACGUUCAGCAUGUUGGUCUUUUGCAGUGUGUGGUUAUCCUUUGUGCCUUCCUACCUGAGCACCAAAGGAAAGUACUUGGUGACUGUGGAGAUCUUUUCCAUCUUAGCCUCCAGUUCUGGAUUGCUUAUUUGCAUCUUCUUCCCCAAGUGUUACAUCAUGUUGCUGAGACCAGAGUUGAACAAGAAGGAGCAUCUAAUAAGGAGAACAGCUUGA
This is a messenger RNA of Varanus komodoensis (Komodo dragon), 1242 nucleotides long. Its product is annotated as vomeronasal type-2 receptor 26-like. NCBI's taxonomy places the organism in Eukaryota, Metazoa, Chordata, Lepidosauria, Squamata, Varanidae. Gene Ontology annotation, cellular component: membrane. Gene Ontology annotation, molecular function: G protein-coupled receptor activity. The record is from RefSeq and is a predicted model, not a curated record. Gene Ontology annotation, biological process: G protein-coupled receptor signaling pathway. The annotation marks the transcript as partial. The transcript has 3 exons.